This is a messenger RNA of Toxotes jaculatrix (banded archerfish), 3503 nucleotides long. It is a transcript of the gene snx7, whose product is annotated as sorting nexin 7. Bases 74 to 1336 code for a protein of 420 amino acids. Lineage: Eukaryota; Metazoa; Chordata; Actinopteri; Toxotidae. The record is from RefSeq and is a predicted model, not a curated record. The transcript is spliced from 9 exons. Gene Ontology annotation, molecular function: phosphatidylinositol binding.
CUAAAGUUGUGGAAGUUUAGCUCUCAAGUCUGUCUCAUGAACCCAGUUCAUUUAGAAAGUUUGAGAGAGAGAGAUGAGCGAACAGACAGUCCCUGCGGACUUCUCAGGACACAUGUUGGACCUGGACGAGGACGAAGACCUUGAGGUUUUCAGUAAGAACACAUCUCUGGCAGAUGGAAGCCCCAUGCUCAACUCUCCCAGCUCCUUGGUCAACCAGUACAGACUGGAGGACGAUGAGGAAGAAGAUCAGGAUGCUAACACCAAAGACAUCUUCAUCACCGUUGACAACCCAGAGAGCCAUGUCACUGCCAUCGAGACCUUCAUCAUGUACAGGGUCUUGACCAAGACCACACGGAGUGAGUUCGACUCCAGCGAAUAUGAGGUACGCCGGCGCUACCAGGAUUUCCUGUGGCUCCGAAGCAGACUGGAAGAAAACCACCCGACCCUCAUUGUCCACCCGCUCCCGGAGAAGUUUGUGAUGAAAGGCAUGGUGGAGCGCUUCAACGAUGACUUCAUCGAGACCAGGAGGAAAGCGCUGGACCGUUUCCUCAACAAGAUCUCUGAGCAUCCCUUCCUGUCCUACAGCCAGCACUUCAAAGUCUUCCUCACUGCACAGGAGCUGACGCCUCACAAGAAACAGGGUCCAGGAUUCCUAAGCAGGGUGGGAGAGACAGUGAGGGCAGUGGCCAACUCAGUGCGAGGCCUGAAAAGCCGACCGGAGGAGUUCAAUGUGAUGCAGGAGUAUGUGGAGGAUUUCAGCAACAAGAUCUGCUCUGUUGACAAAGUUACCCAGAGGAUCAUCAAGGAACAGAGAGAGUAUCUGGAUGAGCUGAAGCAGCAUGGCCCCACGUGCACACAAUGGGCGGGGUUAGAGGAGGAUCUCACAGAACCGCUGAAGGGUGUGGCCAGCUGUGUGGAGCGGUGCAGUAAGGAAACAGAAGAGCAGAUCCACCAUUUGUCUGAGGACCUAGUCCCUGCCCUGCAUGAGUAUGUCCUCUGUGCUGAGACUCUGAAGGCUGUGCUGAGACGUAGAGACAACAUCCAAGCUGAGUUUGAAGCCAAGAACGAGGCCCUGGCAUCCAAAAAAGUUGACCAAGAAGCACUGCAGGAAGAGGUGGAUGGUCUGGCAGACCGGAUGGAGGUGGCUAACAAUGCCUUGAAGGGGGACUGGUCCCGCUGGCAAAACAGCAUGAGAACUGACCUCAAAUCAGCCUUUAUUUCCAUGGCUGAGAAGAAUGUGGAGUACUAUGAGAAGUGCCUGGCUGUGUGGGAGUUGUUCCUCCUGUCUCAGAGGGUGGAGCCUAGUAAGCAAAGAGAUGGGGAAGAUGUCUCUUAAAGUUUGGAGAAGUGUGGAGAUCACCUCCUCUUUCAAAACAACAUAAAGCAUUUGUUGUCUGUCUACCAGAAAUUUUCCUAAUACAGACUUUGAAUCAAUAUCCACUUAUGCAAAAAUGCAUCAUGUACGAAACAAGCACACUGCAUCUCUCUCUCUCUCUCUCUCUCUCUCUCUCUCUCUUUCUCUUUCUCUCUUUCCUUCUAUCUGGCCAAAGAAGUUAAUCCCAGUUUCACCAUUCCAGUGAUGAUAGGACAUCACUGAAACCUACACUGUGAUCCAAGUAUCCACAUAUUACUUAGUACCACCUGUACAUGGCCAAAAUUUCAAAGACCCCUGGCUCUUCUGGUUCCACUUUGCUGUUUUGUGGUGCAUUUUUUUUUCAUAGAUACAAACUACACUCCAUGCAGAAGACAUAGUGCCACUUUGAAACAUCUCCUACCAUUGUGAGCAGCUGUGUUCCAUUUCAGGGGAUGCCUCCUUGAAAGGAUGCACAAUCCACAAGGUGUGGCAUCAUCAUAAGUUUAACCCCUUUCUGACAGACCAAACUAAUGAUGCAUUUGGGUGACCCUCUUGUACUUUACUGGCUGGAAUUUUCCAACUUUACUAUGAGAAAGUGGUGCUCAACCAUCAAAAUAGGUGUAGUGAACUAUAGUUGAAGUUCCAUCAUAGAGGACACUAAAAGCUCCAAAGCAAUGUGGUGUGUAUGGAUUUGAAACCAUUGAUAGAAGAAUGGUAGAUAUAACUGAGGUUUUUUGCUGCCUUUUAAAAAUGCUGCUGACUUACAGUAAUGUUGCCAUGACAACAAAUAAGUUUGUAUUGCAUCAGUAAUACCAAUGUCACACAGCCAAGUGACUGACCGUAACUUUUGUAGCCAUAUUAUAGCAUUUCAGACAUGACCACUGUUUUUUUUUUUCCUCAAAUCUUAACCAAACUACUUUCAUAGUUGGUGACAUGGUUCCAGGAGACUUGCCUGUGUAUUGAGUGUGAGAAAUUGUUUGUUUAUGAUCUUGGGAACCAAGAAACUAAAGAAAAAUCUUCAUUCAAGGUCCACUUAUGCAGCUUUUUCCACACUGAUAUCUGGUUAAAAUUUCUGGAAAUAGCUAUUGAGUAGACCAAGACAAGAUGUUUUUUGACAAAAAUUUGUCUUUGUCUUGUCUGUUUUCCUUACAGUAGCCUCAAUAGACCAGAAUUCUGUAGUUGGAGUUAGAGGCAUGGCCAUAGUUAUGGAUACAUCUCAUGUCAAGAUCAGACUACAUGAUACCUGCAUGAUAAUGGUCAUUACACAAAAACAGCUCUGUAGGACUACUACAGGUCAAAAACUGCACAGUGAACCUUUAAGGGCUGUUUAUAGUUCAGACACGGACACUGAAUGUGCAAGAAGAUCUGUUGACACUGCACUGGGUGCCUGCGUAUACUGAAGUGUUACAUAUGUUCAUGUGUACAGUCAUGCAGACGUGCAGAUGUUUACAUUACACACACACUGUCAUGUAGAUACAGGAAGCCUAAUUUGAGCUUUGUGGUGAGCACUUAUUGGUUGGCGUCCUACGUGAAGUCUGCUAUGUCUUUCAUCCAAGUCACAGCAAGAAUUUAGGAUCCCCUAAUCGGAGACCAUCUCACGUAUUGUUUAGUCUGAUCUGGCACAAAUAAAUCAUCAAAUUUUCAAUUAAUACACAAGUUGAGGCAUUGUGCCAAUGUAUUUGAAGUUCUGGUGUCCUCUGAAAAGGAAUCAGCCAGUGUAGCUUUAUGCACAGAGUGUACACCAAAAAGUAAAAUUAUAACAUUCCAUUACAAAAUAGCUCACAUAAACUGGAGGUGGUAUCUACAUCUAGCUAGUGAUUUACUUUUAGGCUAAUAUGUGACAUCAGAAUGGUAUGAAUAACACACAAUACUACUGAUCUGCUGUACUUUAUGCAGAGAAGCUGUAAAUGCCUAAUGAACCAUUGACCAUGAAUUAUUACACAAAUGUUUGGUUGUUUGUGCCGAUAGAGAUUUCAUGUUUACAUGUGUAAUGAAGACUAGCUCUGUGCAAUGUCUUUGUAAUCCUUUUUCUAAUAGUGUUUUUUUCUAAUCUUUUUUUCUAAUCUAUUUUCUCUAGCUUUGUUUUUGCUUUUUUCAUUACUGAAUAUGUAAAAGAAAAGUCUGAAUAAAAUUGUUUUUGAGAUGUUGA